Molecule: messenger RNA, 2735 nt
Organism: Microplitis mediator
Lineage: Eukaryota; Metazoa; Arthropoda; Insecta; Hymenoptera; Braconidae
Product: myb-like protein H
Exons: 4
Coding region: 1565-2719 (384 amino acids)
Source: RefSeq, a predicted model, not a curated record
CCAAACACACACAUGCACGCAAACACACACUCGCACACACACACACUCACACAUUGUUUAGCAUUUUAAUAUAAAUUAAUAUAAAUUUAUUUAAGUAUUAAAACUCCGGACCGGAGUGAAUUGGGAGUGAAAUAAAAUCCGCGUCACUCCGAGAUCACUCCGCUAAAAAAAAACUCCCAAUUCACUCCGCAUGCGGAGUGAUUUUUUUAAAAACUCCGGAACUCCGAGUGGCGGAGUGAAUGCGGAGUGAAUUCGGAUUUAAUUUCACUCCGAAUUCACUCCGGAUUUUUUACAGUGUAUAAAUUAAUUAAUUAUUAUUAUUGUAUUUUAAACCCCAGUAAUUCAUUUACUCGAAAUUAGGCGAAAAUAUUCUAUGGAAUUUUAAAUUAAAAAAAAAAUUUUCGCGGUUUGGGGAAAUUUAUCAGUAAAGUGUGUAAUUGGAGCGGUAAUUAUUUAAUUAAUUUUUGGGAAAUAUCUAGGAACAAUCAGUUGCAGCGACGACAUAUCAUGUCUACUCGCACGUGAUUAUUUUCUCUUUUCAUUUAGUUGGAGGAUCGGAAUGACGUCGUCAUUCUAUUUGCGAUGCGGUAGACGACAACGAUAUCUUUAGAGUCUUACGAUACAUGAAUAUAUGUAAAUAUAUAUAAAUAUUCUGAUAUGUAUAUAUAUAUAUUUAGGUUUGUGAUAUAUGAAUGCGUCUGAUACUCGUUGAGUUUCGACAGUUUCUUGAUGUAAAAAAUUAACAUUUUUUUUUAUUUUUAUAUAUAUAUAUGUAUAUUGUGAGAUUAUUAUUUCAAUCUGUUUACAAACUUGUCUGUCUAAAAUUUAAAGUGAUGCUGAUAUUCAAAACAUGAGAUUAUAAAUUUUUGACAAGGUCAUUUUAUGGACGAAUUCUAAAAUAAAAUAGCUUUUAUUGUCUGUACUUGAAUUAUUACUUUCGCUAUGCUCUCUACUUACAUUCAUCGUAUUUAAUUUUUUUUUUUUUUUAGAAACGUAGAAUUAGAUAUUUUAAUUUCAAUUGUCGCGAGCUAUGAACUCAGUUUGGAGCAAGGCCAGAAUAAAAAAAUUUUCGUGGAGAUACAAUUGAUUUAUAUUUAAAAAACUUGAAAAUUCUGAGUAAUUUAUAAAUAUGUUCGUAGUAAGUAAAUUUGUUAAUUCUAAUUCUUAGAUAAUUAAAUUAAUUAUUGUCAGGAGAUUGAUUUUUAGAUUUCAGAUGUCAAAAUACACCCGAAUUAACUUAUUUCUCGAAAAGUUAAAUCUUUUAAUACUCUGGGAUUUAAAUUGUCCCGCGUAAAUUAUUACCAAUAAUUCAACCCGUUUUUCAAGAUAUAAAUAUAGGAAAUAAUGAUCGUUAUUUACGAUUAUUGUACUUUUUUUAUGCAAUGGAAAAAAUUAUUUUAUAAUUUGGAUUUUCCAAGAAAAUCGAAUGCUCUGAAUACUGAACUAAAAUAAAAAUCUUCAUUACAUAACCGCUUAAAAAUAACCUCGAUUGUCAAAAUUGUUUAAAAUUAUCCGGUGUUAAUUUUUUCGUAGAACUAAAUAUUAAAAAAAAAAAGAAAUUGCAAUGAACCCUUACGCGAUGUGCAAUUUGUACAACAAUUCGUACCCUUGUGGCUGCACUAAAUCAAAUAAUAAUCAGCUCAGAAAUAAUUACGAGCCAGCAAAUAAUUUUUCUUACGAGUGGAGCCGACUGGGACCGAUGGGAGGACUCGUGGAGCCAAAACUAAUUUAUGUACCUCCAGAUCCUUCUGCAGACAUCGAAAUAGAAACAAACAUUAGAACUAAAAUAUCACAGCAACCGAAACUGGGGAUUGUCAAUCAUAUGCGAAGUGAAUUUUCACCAUUACCACCACCAGAUUUAUUACGUCGCAUUAAUGAGGAACGACUGCGCACGACCUAUCAAUCAGAUUUUUGUAAUCUGGACAACUAUCCACUGAUAAGCGAUUACAGUAAUUGGAUCUACAAUAGUAAUAAUAAGGCAAGAUUGUCCAACAUGCAGAGAAAAGAAUCUGAAGAGAUGAUCGAGUGUCGGCCGCAGCCGAAACCGCCGUAUCUCGGCGGCCACCAAAUACCCGGGAGAGCUCCCCGCGAUUUCAGUUUCGGGGUGCGGGAAAAAAAAGCAAAUGCUCGCAAGCGCACGAGUCAGACUAGCGGUCGUCCAUCUCGCGGAUCUAAAGAUUUUUAUAAAGACGAAGUAGAUAAGUCACAGUUGGAUAAUCCUAGGAAAAGUUUUGCCGAAAAUGAGGUAGAAGUUAAUUCAAAAUUUUAUGAAAACACGGCUGCUAGUUCGCCGAGGCAUUCUAGCAACGGUCUAGAUGAUGAGUUUUCUUAUGACAGCGGUAAAAAAAAUAGCUUUGAUAAUUACGAUAACAAUAAUGGUUCCAAUAAUAGCAAUUAUGAUAACAAUAAGAAUAAUAACAAUAGUAUUGAUGGUAGUGGGAGUAAAAUAAAAAAUUUAAAUAAUGACACUUACGUAAAUUUGAAUUAUUCAAACCGGAAACGGAGGUACACCAUAGACUUGGGCAGUGAAAAUUUCGAUAUUAAUUUAUUGCCACUGCCUUGGACGAGCGAGUAUCAGGACACGAUAAGCGGAACUGCUGACGAAAUUUUGAGAACAAAACUACACUACUACGGAAGGUUGCGACUUUUACCAGAACACAUCGCUUACAAAAAAAAGCAAGCGGACAAAAAAACUAAGGAUAAGAAAAAACAAAAAUAAAAAAUUACCAUGCAAA